GUGGGGGGCGGUCCGGACCGCGGCUUCACCGGGCACAGCCUUCAAAUAGCGCCCUUGGGCUCCGUGCUGCGCAGCGCCCCGCGUCCCUGAGCUGAGCCAUGGGUGGCAAGAAGGUGUGCAUCGUGGGCUCCGGCAAUUGGGGCUCGGCCAUCGCCAAGAUCGUGGGCAGCAAUGCUGCACGGCUGGGCACCUUCGAGAAGACGGUGAGCAUGUGGGUGCUGGAGGAGGAGGUGGGCGGCCGGAAGCUCACCGAGAUCAUCAACACGGAGCAUGAGAACGUCAAGUACCUGCCGGGGCACAAACUGCCCCCCAACGUGGUGGCAGAACCCGACCUGGUGAAAGCCUGCUCCGGGGCUGACAUCCUCCUGUUCGUGGUGCCCCAUCAGUUCAUCGGCAAAGUCUGCGACCAGAUCAAGGCCCAUGUGAAGAAAGGUGCUAUCGGGAUGUCGCUCAUCAAGGGGGUGGAUGAAGGACCAGAUGGGCUGAGGUUGAUCUCAGACAUCAUCCAUGAGAAACUGGGAAUUGAGAUGAGCGUCCUCAUGGGAGCCAACAUUGCCAAUGAAGUGGCAGAAGAGAAGUUCUGUGAAACAACCAUCGGCUGUAAGAACGCACAGUAUGGGCAGAUCCUGAAGGAGCUGAUGCAGACACCGAACUUUCGGGUCACGGUGGUGCAGGAAGCUGACACUGUAGAGAUCUGUGGUGCUCUGAAGAAUGUUGUAGCUGUAGGGGCUGGUUUCUGUGAUGGUCUUGGCUUUGGAGACAAUACAAAGGCUGCUGUUAUCCGUCUGGGGCUGAUGGAGAUGAUUAGCUUCGCCAAAGUCUUCUGCAAGGGUCCUGUCACCCCUACAACCUUCCUGGAGAGCUGUGGGGUCGCUGAUCUCAUCACCACCUGCUAUGGUGGUCGCAACCGUAAAGUGGCCGAGGCUUUUGCCAAGACUGGGAAGUCUAUUGAGCAGCUGGAGAAGGAGAUGUUGAAUGGGCAGAAGCUGCAGGGUCCCCAGACGUCUGCUGAGCUGAAUCGCAUCCUUAAAACCAAGAACAUGGUGGAUAAGUUCCCCCUCUUCACAGCUGUCUAUCAGAUCUGCUAUGAGGGCAAACCUGUUUCUGAUGUCAUCAAGUGUCUCCAGAACCACCCUGAGCAUUUAUAAAUGGGCUCUGCCUGCAAAACUAUAGAUCCUGCUGAGAAGAGGGGUGAGCUCCCACCUACACCACCUUGCUGCUGCUACAGCUUUGUGAGGAGUGCAGACUUCUGGGAGCCUUUGCAGAGCAAUGCAAGGGCAGAGGUUCCCCUUCUCAGCCAUGGAGACUGCCAGUCUGAGCCUGGUAUCUGCACAGAGGUACCUGCUGAUUUCCCUCUUUCUCUGAAGGGCUCAUUUAGCUUCUGCUGCUGCUUGGGUCCUGCCCUGAGCAGGGCUGAGCAUCUUCCUCCUUUCCCUUUCUUUUGCUUUGGUGGAUUCAGUUCUCAGAGAGACUCUGCUAGGUUGUCGUCAUUGAUCCAGGUUAUGCAGGAGGCACUGCCUGGCAGGUCAAGCUUUGCUAUUAGCCCCAUGAGGCUUCUUGGCAUGACACCAGCUCUUCCCUGCUUGUUGCUGUUGCUUUUGUCUUUAACUGCCUCGCAGAGAGGCCACAGUUCCCUGCCAGGCUCCACCAGAGGCUGAAGUUCCCGAGGACUUUCAAAGGAGCCGACCAUCACUCUUUUAAGAAGCACCAGCACAGAAAGAAGCUCCCUGCCCCUUGCCAUGUGCAGCUUCCUCAGCCACCACCAGCUGCUUCUGCUGCACAGCACAGCCAGCACUUUGCCUGUGUGAGGGCAGCUCCAGAGGGAGCCCUCGGAGCUCACUGAUUUCACUUUUUGUUCUCACAGCCGACCCUGGCCUCUGACCCCUUUUGUCACUGAUCUGCCCGUGCUAAUUCUGUGCCUGCUGGCUGUCCCUGGCCAGCUCUCCUCCCUCGUAUCGGUUUGUUCUUUGGCUGGCUUUGGCAAUGCAGGGACCAACUGCCCCAAAGUCUUUCUGAGCAGCUGGCAGGCUGCAUAGCCCUUGGCAGUGUACCUGAUAAAGCAGUUGGGCUGUUGCUCUUAGAGGAAUGAUCCACAGCAGCUUUUUGCCUUCUCUCUGGCUUGUUCCACUUUGCACCUUAGGCUGGCCUUUGCUUCUCUGUGUGGGUUUACAAGAGCUGAGAAAGCAGGUUCCACGCUUCCCCUGCUCCCAUGAGACUGCCCACCAGCAGCACAAGGGGCAGCGAAGGACGUGAUCCACAACAGGUACAGAGGGCCCUCCAGCAGCGCAGCAGGGGACAGAGGUCUCAUGCUUUGUGCUGUGCCUUUGAAACUUGCCCCUUGUCCAGCUGGCUGCCACGUGCCCCUCAGACACUCUGGCUUGCUGCUGCUGUUGCUCAGGGCACUGCAUCCAGUGGCUCGCUGUUCCCAUCUGGGGCAGGCUGGGUCUGCUGCAGGUCUUGCUGAAUGCCCUCAGGUCAGGUCCCAGUGCUGCAGGCUCUUUGACUGGCAGUGUACUUCAUGAAUGUGUAAAAAUCAUAAUAAAUUUGGAAAGGGAGGAGGAGGCUGUUCA
Molecule: messenger RNA, 2570 nt
Organism: Coturnix japonica (Japanese quail)
Lineage: Eukaryota; Metazoa; Chordata; Aves; Galliformes; Phasianidae
Gene: GPD1
Product: glycerol-3-phosphate dehydrogenase 1
Biological process (GO): carbohydrate metabolic process; glycerol-3-phosphate catabolic process
Cellular component (GO): cytosol
Molecular function (GO): NAD binding; protein homodimerization activity; glycerol-3-phosphate dehydrogenase [NAD(P)+] activity
Source: RefSeq, a predicted model, not a curated record